GGUUCCUGAGAGAGGGGGGAGAGAAAAUGCCGAAAAAGAUGGGGAUCAACAGCAAGGCGGAGGAGGCGCGAUCGCGCAAGGCCGAGGCGGAAUCAGAGCGCAAGGAUCGCGAGUCCAAGGACAAGGAGGACAGGUACUGGCAGGAGCUGGAAGGCCCCAAAUCGAGGUCGAGCAAGAAGCGCGAAGAGGAAGCCGAGAAGAAGGCCGAGAUCCUGGCCAAGAAGGCCGAGGCGCGGCGGCUGGCCGAGAAGGAGGAGCGCGAGAUGGAGGGCUACGGCAAAAAGGUGGACAAGAAAUCCCUGCGCGUGGGCGUUGGAUCCCCGGCGGUGCCCAAAGUGACGGCGGUGGAGCUGGAGCGGCAGAGGGAGGCGGAGGCGGCGAGGCUGGCGGCCCUAGCAGCGGAGACCAAGCGGCGGGAGAUGCGAGCCACGGAUGAGCAGGAGUAUGAAAAGAUGGUGGCGGUGGAGAACGUCAAUAGGGCGGAGGAUCUGAUCGAGGCCAGGAGUGUGGAGGCGGCCAUCGCCCAGAUGGCCAUCCCGGACGAGCUCCCGAUGGAUCGCCACCCGGAGAAGCGGGCGAGGGCGAGCUACAAGGCGUUUGAGGAGGUGGAGCUGGCCAAGCUCAAGGCGGACAAGCCCGGAUUGACGCACACGCAGUACAAGGAUUUGCUGUGGAAGCUGUGGAAGAAAUCUCCAGACAAUCCUUUGAACCAGGUGGGCUAGAAAGAACUCUCUCUCUCGUGGGACUCUCCUCGGCAAGUUCUAGUACGAUCUUAGGUGGGGUGAUUGGGAAAACUCCAGCCAGCGCGUAGGUAGUGAACGAGCACGAACGAACGAAUGCUAAAGGCUGGUAGAAAAAUAAAUGUACGAGCUCGAGAUCGAGUUCUAUGGUC
This is a messenger RNA of Selaginella moellendorffii, 892 nucleotides long. RefSeq names its product coiled-coil domain-containing protein 124. The transcript has a single exon. Gene Ontology annotation, molecular function: transcription coactivator activity. Gene Ontology annotation, cellular component: nucleus. Lineage: Eukaryota; Viridiplantae; Streptophyta; Lycopodiopsida; Selaginellales; Selaginellaceae. The coding region runs from base 27 to 722 and encodes 231 amino acids. Gene Ontology annotation, biological process: transcription by RNA polymerase II. The record is from RefSeq and is a predicted model, not a curated record.